AUGCCCGCCACCACCAUCACCACACUAUCCACAAUGUCCACCCCCCGCCCCCACCCACAGCACCAAACAAUCCCUCUCCUCCCCGUCUCCCUCGCCCUCACCGCCCUCGCCCUCCACCUGCACGCCUACUACCCGCUCCUCCUGCACGCCGUCCUCAUUGCCUUCUACACCACCAAGCUCGCCGCGCACUACGCCGUCGCCAACGGCGCCCUCACCAUCGUGGACAACAUCGUGGACGACAUCGUGCGCAUCCAUGGCGCGGCCGCGAGGGAGCGGUGGGAAACGAUCAUGGGCAUCGUGCAGCUGGGGGCGAGGGUGGGGCUGCUGCUGUGGGGUGUUGUGCGCGUGGUGUGGGGGUGCUGGAUUGGAUUUUUAGAGGUAUGUGGUUUGUCGUGGAGUGGUGGGGUGGUGGUGAGGGAGAGGGCUGAUGCUGUGCGCGUGUAUGUAGGAUAUUAUAUCAUGGAGGAGCCUGCCGUCGCUCUGAGUGUUCAAGAGGUGGAAGAGGGAGAGGAUGAUGAAGAGGAGGAGGAGGAGGAGCUGGUGUUCAGGCUCAGCGGGUCCGGUGGUAGGUUUGAAGGAGAAGUCCAAGUCGUCGGCAUGGGGGAGGAGGAGAGGGUUGAGGGCAGGUUUGGGCCCGCGGGCUUUGCGAGCGUGUCGCCGAGCUCGAGGACGACGCUCGUGGUGUAUGAUCCUGCUAUGGCGCACACUGUUGAGUGGCGUUACAGCAGCUCGCAGCUACAGAAACUGGCCUAG
Messenger RNA from Morchella importuna, 753 nucleotides. RefSeq lists its product as uncharacterized. The transcript has a single exon. The record is from RefSeq and is a predicted model, not a curated record. Bases 1 to 753 code for a protein of 250 amino acids. NCBI's taxonomy places the organism in Eukaryota, Fungi, Ascomycota, Pezizomycetes, Pezizales, Morchellaceae.